GCCUGGAGGGGAGAGGUGUAUGGUCUCAGUGCAGCCCUCGUCACCGUGGAUACAGGAGGGAGGAGAGCCGGAGGAGUCUUAAAAGAACGCAACACCACAGGACAGACUACUUCUCUCCAUCCCCCCCGCACUCUGGAAUUCUUCUAUUGGGUUCCUUUUUAGAUUUAUUUUUUGAAUCACCUUUCUCCACUAUGAACACACCAAUGACAACGGCUGCCGUGGCGUUGGCCACCUGCCACACCAACGCCACGAUAUGCUCGGGCACGUCAUGCCUGGUGGCUCCCAGCAACUACAACGAGAACCUAAGCCUAGUUCUCAGCAUCGUGCUGACCGUCAUGCUGGCCAUGGUUAUGUUCUCCAUGGGCUGCACCGUGGAGGCCGGAAAGCUGUGGGGACACAUCAAGAGGCCAUGGGGAAUUUUUAUUGGCUUCUUGUGCCAGUUCGGCAUCAUGCCCUUCACCGCCUUCGCCCUGUCGCUGGCCUUCAACGUGCUGCCCGUGCAGGCCGUCGUCAUCAUCAUCAUGGGCUGCUGUCCCGGUGGCUCCAGCUCUAAUAUCAUUGCCUACUGGCUGGAUGGAGACAUGGACCUCAGUAUCAGCAUGACAGCCUGCUCCUCUAUCCUAGCCCUGGGGAUGAUGCCUCUGUGUCUGCUCAUCUACACGUCUGUCUGGACCUCCGCUGACACCAUCCAGAUCCCCUACCAAAGCAUAGGUAUCACUUUGGUGUCCCUCCUCAUCCCCGUCGCCCUGGGAAUCUACGUCAAAAACAAGUGGCCCGAAAUAGCCAAAAAGAUCCUCAAGGUGGGUUCCAUAGUUGGCCUCCUCCUCAUCAUCAUAAUUGCGGUGGUUGGUGGGGUGCUGUACCAGUCCUCCUGGACCAUCUCUCCCUCUCUCUGGAUCAUCGGAGCCAUCUACCCCUUCGUAGGCUUCACCCUGGGCUUCUUCAUGGCCCGCUUUGUCGGACAACCCUGGCACAAGUGUCGUACCAUCGCCCUGGAGACAGGCUUCCAGAACUCCCAGUUGUGCAGCACCAUCGUCCAGCUGUCGUUCUCCCCUGAAGAACUGGAGGUCAUGUUCGCCUUCCCGCUCAUCUACAGCAUCUUCCAACUGGUGGUGGCUGUCAUGUCUGUUGGAGCUUACCGGAUGUAUAAGAGGAAGUGUGGAGCGGGUUCAUCUGAGUUAGACAGCGAGGGAGCAGGGGGGGAUGCUGAGGCACCUAAGGAAAAGCAGGAGUAUGCCCUGGAAAAUGGAGGCUUCGAGUGCGACGAGAAUGGCAACAAUGGAGAAAAGGGCAAGAUCACCCAGAUGUGAGCACGGACAGGCCGCGGGACUCUGACAGCAGCACCCAGCGACCUGGGUGCAAUACAGUACCUACAUCCUUCCCACUCAAUCACACCAUGCACAGGGUUGCAGUGUGGUAGUGACUGAGGCGAGGUAUUGUGAGAUUUGUUGAGUGGUGAGAGACACAGAGGAAACUGUUUCACCAUGAAAAGGUUUCUGUCUAGUCACUCCUGUCAGAACUACAAUAACUUUUUCAAUAUUUAUAUUUGCAAACCAGUCAACCUAAACUAAUUUAUUAGUCCAUGUCGUAGGACUCAUGACACACACACACCAGCAUUAAAACAUUAUAUUGAGUUUUAAAUGGACCCCUCCAGGAUAUUUUACACAUGGCUCAUAUUUUAUCAUUUGUAUGUUAAAGCAACAACAAAAAUACAUUACAAGUCUUCCUGACUAAUACAAGUGUUGUGCUGAACAUUAAUUUAGUUUUAAAUUAUUAGACACUACAUUUGAACCAUAUUUAUGAAUGUACUGUCUUUGUAUCCAUUAGUUUUUUUUUUACAUUUACAUAGAUGAAUAGACUAAAUACAGACUAUACCAAACAUGAAGAACCCCUUCCUAAUAUUGAGUUGCACCCCCUUUUGUCUUCAGAACAGCUUCAAUUUGUCGUAGCAGGGACUACAAGGUGUAGAUGCUGGUCCAUGUUGACUCCAAUGCUUCCCACAGUGGUCAUGUGUGCUGGAUGUCCUUUGGGUGGUACACACAUUCUUGAUACACACGGGAAACUGUUGUGUGAAAAACCCAGCAGCAGUGCAGUUCUUGACACAACCCGGUGCACCAGGCACCUACUAACAUAUCGGGUUCAAAGGCACUUAAUUCUUUUGUCUUGCCCAUUCACGUUCUGAAUGGCACACAUACAAAAUCAAUUGUCUCAAGGUUAAAAAAAAAAAAAUCCUUCUUUAACCUGUCUCCUCCCCUUCAUCUACACUGAUUGAAGCGGAUUUUAACAAGGGACAUCAAUAAGGGAUCAUAGCUUUUACCUGGUUAGUCUAUGUCAUGGCAAGAGUGGGUGUUCAUAAUGGUAGGUAUACUCAGUGUAUAUAUCUGUGACGAACUCUCCACAUUGAACUGCACCUUAGUUGUUCUCUUUGUCUUGUACGCAGAGGCUAGUUGCUAGUGUGUUGUCUUAAAGAAGGUACCUACCCACCUGAUCUUUUCAUGUGUAAAUGUACCCGGAAAUGAAAUAAAGGUGAACAUUUUAA
This is a messenger RNA of Oncorhynchus nerka (sockeye salmon), 2539 nucleotides long. It is a transcript of the gene slc10a2, whose product is annotated as solute carrier family 10 member 2. Gene Ontology annotation, cellular component: apical plasma membrane. Gene Ontology annotation, molecular function: bile acid:sodium symporter activity. NCBI's taxonomy places the organism in Eukaryota, Metazoa, Chordata, Actinopteri, Salmoniformes, Salmonidae. Bases 192 to 1310 code for a protein of 372 amino acids. The record is from RefSeq and is a predicted model, not a curated record. The transcript has 6 exons. Gene Ontology annotation, biological process: bile acid and bile salt transport.